GUGUGCUUGUCUACACGGCUACGUGCCAUCUCAAUAAUACAUUGAAUAGUGUUUCACAGAAACCCAAGAGGCCACAUAUAUUUAUGUUAUUAUGAUGAAUAUGAAGCAACAACAAAUGUUCACAAACACCAAUUGGGAAGUUGGGACAGCCAUGGAAGACCAUAUCCUCCACCAUCAACUUCCCUUUGAUGCACUAACUAAUUGGCCUCUCAACUACCCCCUCCAAAAUCAUCAAAUUCCUUCUUCUUCUUCCUCAUCAACCCAAUUACCCACCUCCUCCGGUCACUUACUCUCUGGUGAUCAAAUGGAAAAUCAUCAUCCUCAUCAUCAUCAUAUGGAAGAAGAAAGAGAAGGAGAAAGGGAAGAAGAAGAAGCGGAAGAAGAAGAAGAAGAAGAAGAGCCAGAAGAAGAAGAGCUAGGAGCCAUGAAAGAGAUGAUGUACAAGAUUGCUGUGAUGCAACCAGUGGACAUAGAUCCUGCUACAAUUCGAAAGCCGAAAAGGCGAAAUGUGAGAAUCAGUGACGACCCUCAAAGUGUAGCCGCAAGACACCGGCGAGAGAGGAUAAGUGAGAAAAUCCGGAUUCUGCAAAGGCUUGUCCCCGGCGGAACCAAAAUGGACACUGCAUCCAUGCUUGAUGAAGCAAUUCACUAUGUCAAGUUCCUUAAACGCCAAAUUCGACACCUUCAAUCCAAUCACCACCCUCCUCCACCACCACUACCACCACCAUCUAUAGGAGAAUAUUGGGCAGUUGCACUACCCAACAAGGCAAUUGGGUCUACCACCUCCCUGGAACCUCCUUAUCCUCCUGAGACACCCGGAUAUGACUUCAGAAGCUCCACCACCAUCGUCACUGCCACCGCCACCACCACUGGUGAUCCUACAUGCUUUAAACUUAACUACUUAAUUAAUUAGUGUAUAAUAUCAGCAAGUGGGUAGUGAUUAUUGUGUGCUUUAUUGGGAUAAUAAUGAUUUAUAUUGUGCUUGGUGAUUAUAUAUUUCAAUUUUAAGGGUUUGUUAUUUUAUGUUGGGGGGUUUCAUCACUCAUGUGAACCAAAAGGUUUGUUAGGAUUGUGUUGACUAAAACGCUUCCGAAUAAUCAUAACGGUUAUCUUGAGUUACGUACAUCCACAUCUCUCUCUCUAUAUAUAUAUUAAAGUAAUAAUAAGGGGUAUGAGUCCUUGCCGGAAAGUUAGUUUGGC
Camellia sinensis is the source of this 1200-nucleotide messenger RNA. RefSeq lists its product as uncharacterized. Lineage: Eukaryota; Viridiplantae; Streptophyta; Magnoliopsida; Ericales; Theaceae. Gene Ontology annotation, molecular function: DNA-binding transcription factor activity; protein dimerization activity. Gene Ontology annotation, biological process: regulation of DNA-templated transcription. The record is from RefSeq and is a predicted model, not a curated record.